AUGACAUUGCCAGUGACCAGUGGGCCGGUCACGCACACGCUUGCACGGGAGGGGGAGCAGGUCUUGCAGGGGCCAGGAGACCCGGAGAUCCUGGCUUCUGAGACAGAGGUCCAAAGACUCGGACCUCUGAAGCCAGUGUCCCCUGGUCCCUUGGCUAUAGAGUUGGUUCCAGUAAUCCCAGGGUUGGAGACCCAGACCUUCCAGACGCCCCCAGCCCACAAACCAGCACGUGGACCCAGGCCCCCGACACCCAAGCAGCCGGAGAGAACCAGGGCUCGAGAGACACCUCCCACCAUCACCCUGCCCCAGACACCCCAGCCCCCAAAGACCUGGGAGGGGGCCCGGGCUGGGGGGUGCUACUGGCUGAAGGUGGAGGGGCCGGGGACGGUGCAGGAGGGCCUGUGCCUGCAGGUGCGCUGCUCCUUCCACUGCGACCCGGACUACCCUUCUGCCCCAGCUCUCGGCUCCUGGUUCCGGGAAGGGGUCAGUGUAGAGCGAGGUGUUCCCGUGGCCACGAGCAGACCGGACGGUGACGUGGAGGUGGAGACCCAGGGCCGAUUCCACCUCCUCGGGGACCCCAAGGCCUACAGCUGCUCCCUGGACAUCAGAGACGCCAGGAGGGGGGACGCGGGGAAAUACUUCUUCAGGGUGGAGCGAGGACGUGCUACAAAACACUCCUUCACACGGGACAGCCUCUCUGUGCGCGUGGCGGCGCUGACCCACAGGCCCCACAUCCGCAUCGCCGGGACCCUGGAGUCCGGCCGCCCCGGGAACCUGACCUGCUCUGUGCCCUGGGCCUGUGAGCGGGGCACGCCCCCCAUCUUCUCCUGGACGUCAGCCGCCCUCGCCUCCCUGGGCCCCAGGACCCUCCUCUCCUCGGCGCUCAGCCUCACCCCCCGGCCCCAGGACCAUGGCACCCCCCUCACCUGCCAGGUGACCUUCCCCGGAGCGGGCGUCACUGUGGAGACGACCGUGCGGCUCAACGUGACCUACGCCCCCCAGAACUUGACCAUCACCGUCGUGCGAGGAGACAGCACAGCGCCCGCCGUCCUCAGGAACAGCUCGGUGCUCUCUGUCCGGGAGGGCGAGUCCCUGCGCCUGGUGUGUGCGGCCGACGGCAACCCGCCCCCCGGGGUGACCUGGUCCUGGGGCCACCCGACCCUGAGCCCCUCGUCGGCCCCGAGCCCGGAGGUCCUGGCGUUUCCCCGGGUGCAGGCCUCGCACGAGGGCAAAUUCACCUGCCGAGUGCAGCACCCCGCAGGCUCCCUGCAGGCAUCCCUGUACCUGUCCGUGCACAGUGAGUGUCGGGGCUGGAGGAGGAGGCCCGCGAGGCCGGGCGAGCUCCAGGGCGAGCUCCAGGGGGAAGUGUCCUGUCUGCCGGGAGUGGCGCUGGGGGCCGUCGGGGGAGCUGGCGCUGUGUCCCUGCUCUUCCUGUCCUUCUGCAUCGUCUGGGUCCUAAUGAGGUCGUGCAGGAAGAAAGCCGCCCGGCCAGCGGAGGGUGCCCAGGACGCAGGCUUGGAGGGUGCAAAUGCUGUUGCCAGUCUAGUCUCUCAGGGUGUCCCGAUGAGGUCCAGGCUGGACGCCCUUGCUGAAAAUCCUCCCCCGGUGGCCGCCCCCUCCUCAAGGCAGGAACUUGAGGUUCACUACGAGACCAUCAGCUUCUCUGGAGUGAAGCCUCGGGACCCCCAGGUCCAGAAGACCAGCGACUGUGAGUACUCAGAGAUCAGAGUGCGCAAGUGAAGCUGCAGAGACCCGGCCCAGCCCAGAGGGACCCCAUCCCUGUGGGGCAGAGAAGCCCAAGCGCCGUCAGGUUCUUGUGGAGCCCCCAGUGCCCGGAUGCUGAGCUGCGAGGACG
Talpa occidentalis (Iberian mole) is the source of this 1855-nucleotide messenger RNA. RefSeq names its product sialic acid-binding Ig-like lectin 9. The record is from RefSeq and is a predicted model, not a curated record. Lineage: Eukaryota; Metazoa; Chordata; Mammalia; Eulipotyphla; Talpidae. Gene Ontology annotation, biological process: cell adhesion. The transcript has 8 exons. Gene Ontology annotation, molecular function: sialic acid binding. The coding region runs from base 1 to 1740 and encodes 579 amino acids. Gene Ontology annotation, cellular component: plasma membrane.